CCGGAGACGGAGCUGGAAUACAGAGCCCCACAGGGGUCCCCUAUCUCCCCUAUCGUCUCUAUACUCUAUUUCUCCCCUAGCCUAAAGCUCAACAACCCUAACACCUACUUUAGGUACGCAGACAACAUUAGUAUUAUAGUAGUAGGGACUAAUACUAAAAAAACCACCUAA
Molecule: messenger RNA, 171 nt
Organism: Trichoderma harzianum CBS 226.95
Lineage: Eukaryota; Fungi; Ascomycota; Sordariomycetes; Hypocreales; Hypocreaceae
Exons: 1
Source: RefSeq, a predicted model, not a curated record